CGCCGCAUCGAGCUGUGGAUUGCUCUCCGAAUCAAUUGCUGCCUUUUUGCGCAACUCCCAACCAUGCGUCUGUUCGCUACCGGUCGGGCCCUGCGCGCAAGCAGCGCCAGGUGGGCAAUUGCAUCUCCCCGUCGAAGCAUCCGCCUUCCGCUGUCGCAAUUCUCGGAGCCUCUGGCCAUCAAGCGGAGAGACUGGAGCUCUACGGCAGUUCGCCGGACGAACGAGAAAACAGACGACGCCGAUCAGAAGCCCACCACCCGGCCCUCUGUACCGAAGUCAUUGACCAUCGAAGGCCACUCCUACCGAACCGAUGAAUGGACCAACUCCCCCGACACAAUCCUUUCCCACGUCGGACGCCGGCUAUACCUCGAUGAGAACCACCCGCUCGCCAUUACGCGCCAAUUGAUCGAGAGUCAGUUCGCGGGCCCGACUUACGGAAACUACACCGAGAAGAACCCCGUCGUCUCGACGGCGCAGAACUUCGAUGUCCUGGGCUUCCCUCUGGAUCACCCCGGCCGCAGUCGCACGGAUACAUACUAUAUCAACGAUAAGACGGUCUUGAGGACGCAUACCAGCGCCCAUCAGCAGGCGUAUUUCCAGCAGAUCAAUCGCAAUGAGAGCACAAGGCCGGAGGAAGUGGGUUAUACUGUUGUUGCGGACGUGUAUCGGAGGGAUGCCAUUGACCGCAGCCACUACCCGAUCUUCCAUCAAAUGGAGGGCGCGAUGCUCUGGAAGCGCCCGGAUAACGAGCCUUUGAAGCACGCCAGCCAGACUGCUGCUGCGAUCAUGAAGGAUGUCAACAGCAUCCCUGCGCAUGACGUUGUCGUGGAGGAUCCCAACCCUACCAUGGACCCCCAGCGGAACCCACUCCAGGCUGAGCACCACAGCGCGGAGGAAGUCGAGGCCAUCGCGGCGCACCUCAAGCGAUCUCUCGAACGGAUGGUGAUCAAGAUUUUCACCGAGGCCAGCAAGGCUGCCGUCGGUGCCACCGAGCAACCGGAGCCCUUGAAGGUCCGCUGGGUGGAGGCAUACUUCCCAUUCACGAGCCCCUCUUGGGAACUGGAGGUGUUCUGGCAAGGAGACUGGCUCGAGGUCCUGGGCUGCGGCGUUAUCAAGCAGGAGCUGCUGAUCAACUCGGAUGUGCCGAACCGCGUCGGCUGGGCGUUCGGUAUCGGCCUGGAGCGCAUUGCCAUGCUGCUCUUUAACAUCCCGGAUAUCCGUCUGUUCUGGUCGCGCGAUGAACGCUUUCUUUCCCAGUUCAGGGCGGGAGAGAUCACCCGCUUCGAGCCCUUCUCCAAGUACCCCGCGUGCUACAAGGACGUGGCGUUCUGGCUGCCCUCGGCUGCCGUCAGCGGCGGCAGUGCUGCGGGUGGUGCCGUGCCCGUCCAUGAGAACGACAUCAUGGAGAUCGUCCGUGGGGAGGGCGGUGACCUGGUGGAGGACGUCAAGCUCAUCGACGAGUUCACCCACCCCAAGACCCACCGCAAGAGCAUGUGCUACCGCAUCAACUACCGGAGCCUGGAACGCACCCUAACUAAUGAGGAGACGAACAAUCUUCAUAAGAAGGUUCGACAGCAGCUUGUGGGCCAACUGCGUGUCGAGUUGCGGUGAUCGCAGCAGCUCCCUUACUUACCUUACCACCCCUCAACGGCACCGAUGUACUAUAACCAGCAGGAGACUGCCGGGCAUGCCCUUGUGUACCAUAACUGUGUAUAAACCCUGCCCAAAACGAUAACCACCUAUCUCCAUUCAACACCCAGCUUCCAGAACCGAUUCACUCUAAGCGCUGCUCUCCAUCGUUCCGUUCAGCCGCCGCUCCAGAGCUU
Messenger RNA from Aspergillus heteromorphus CBS 117.55, 1826 nucleotides. Its product is annotated as phenylalanine--tRNA ligase. The transcript has a single exon. The record is from RefSeq and is a predicted model, not a curated record. Gene Ontology annotation, molecular function: ATP binding; phenylalanine-tRNA ligase activity; tRNA binding. NCBI's taxonomy places the organism in Eukaryota, Fungi, Ascomycota, Eurotiomycetes, Eurotiales, Aspergillaceae. Gene Ontology annotation, cellular component: mitochondrion; cytoplasm. Gene Ontology annotation, biological process: phenylalanyl-tRNA aminoacylation. Bases 64 to 1611 code for a protein of 515 amino acids.